ACGAGCUCAGAGUGGUUUAUGAUGCGAUGACCGGCACCAGAACUGCAUUAGCCGAACAAGUUAAGACCCGGGAUAGGGAGAGCAUGAUAUGUAUUGUCUUUGCCAGGGAACUUCCAGAAGAGUUUUUUGAUGGUUGUCCUGGGCUUGAUUUAGAGAUUAGCUUAAUGAAAGACAUAGUGGCUCCUAUUCAGCCAUCAGAUGGUGUCAAUAAAAGUGAUAAGAGCUACAGAAAUAACAUUUGUAGAUUAUUAGAGAAAAUAGACAAAAUAUUUGAACGAAGUUCAGAAGAGCACGGGAGGCUAGGUAGGAGUCUUUUAUUCUCGAGUUUAGACCUUAGGCAGGGAUACCAUCAGAUACCCCUGAGCCCCACUAGUCGAGAGAAAACGGCAUUUUCCACUAUAGUUGGACACUACGAAGUUAUGAGCUUGCUUUUCGCAGAGUUUGAUAUUUGUGUAGAGUACUUGUCGGGCAAGGACAAUCAUUUAGCAGAUGCGCUGUCGCGAAUCAGAGCAGCUGAUCAGUCGAUAGACGAUUUAGUUGUCGUUUCAAGGCCUUUUGAGCGUGUCCAUAUGGAUAUAGUGGGUCUGUACCCGGAAUCUGAGGGUUUCCGUUAUAUUCUUACAGUAGUAGAUGCUUUGACCAAAUACCUUGUGGCAGUUCCAUCAAAGUCCAAGGAUUCAUCAGAAGUCGCGAGGGCAUUUACCGGCGGAUUCCUUUACAAAGAAGGGACUCCCCAUCAAAUCAUUUCUGACGGGGGCCGGGAAUUCAUAUACGAACUAUUUGAAAAUCUAACAGAAGAAUUUGGGAAUGAUCAACGUACUAUUACUCCAUACCAUCCAAGCUCAAGUGGACAAAUGAUAAGAGUAAAUGGUACACUAAACAAGAUUUUGCGAAACGGAAAGAAAUACUAA
This is a messenger RNA of Penaeus indicus, 911 nucleotides long. RefSeq lists its product as uncharacterized. The transcript has 5 exons. The record is from RefSeq and is a predicted model, not a curated record. Gene Ontology annotation, biological process: DNA integration. Gene Ontology annotation, molecular function: nucleic acid binding. The annotation marks the transcript as partial. NCBI's taxonomy places the organism in Eukaryota, Metazoa, Arthropoda, Malacostraca, Decapoda, Penaeidae.